Messenger RNA from Penicillium verrucosum, 270 nucleotides. RefSeq lists its product as uncharacterized. Bases 1 to 270 code for a protein of 89 amino acids. NCBI's taxonomy places the organism in Eukaryota, Fungi, Ascomycota, Eurotiomycetes, Eurotiales, Aspergillaceae. The record is from RefSeq and is a predicted model, not a curated record. The transcript has 2 exons.
AUGUCUGACAUCAUGACAGCGCUCCCAUCUGGUAUCGUAACCAGCAUAUUCAGCCGCCUGGAAUAUGUUAAGCUCGAAGCCGAAAAUAUCUUAGAGACACUUGAAAAGGACGAGGAAGAAAACGGCAACCAGUUCCUUGUUCUCCUUAAAAUAAGCCCCUAUAUCUCCGAGCGACUCUUCGAGGACCAUGAUUGCCUGAAGGGCGUGAACUACCGGUUUGAGUUUGAAGGUGAAGGUAGUGAAGAUGAAAGUUGGUCUACAACUGACUAG